Labeo rohita (rohu) is the source of this 4859-nucleotide messenger RNA. RefSeq names its product T-box transcription factor 20 (gene tbx20). The transcript has 8 exons. Gene Ontology annotation, molecular function: DNA-binding transcription factor activity, RNA polymerase II-specific; RNA polymerase II cis-regulatory region sequence-specific DNA binding. Gene Ontology annotation, cellular component: nucleus. The coding region runs from base 271 to 1626 and encodes 451 amino acids. Gene Ontology annotation, biological process: regulation of transcription by RNA polymerase II; positive regulation of DNA-templated transcription; vasculogenesis. Lineage: Eukaryota; Metazoa; Chordata; Actinopteri; Cypriniformes; Cyprinidae. The record is from RefSeq and is a predicted model, not a curated record.
CAACGAUUGGUCGUGGUUGUGUACGACGGAGGGGCUAGUGAAAUUAAGGAGACUGCAAGUGUCCCAACACUUACAAUGAAAACCUUGCUUGUGCAAGAGAACUAGAGGGUGACUGGAGCAAGACGCACAAUGUCCCAACCGAUUUGGAAGUAGCACUCGCAACAGCCUGUAGACUGCGAUCUUCUUAGUCCUGACUUAAAUAUCAUCUUGCAAUUGAAAGUCGUUUCGGGGCUUUUUGUGCUGCCGAGAAUAGUUUUGAGCACUCGCAUCAUGGAGUACACCUCUUCCCCAAAGCCUCAGCUCUCUUCGAGGGCGAAUGCUUUCUCCAUAGCCGCACUCAUGUCAAGUGGGAAAUCGAAGGACAAGGAGUCGGAGGAAAAUACCAUCAAGCCGCUGGAACAAUUCGUGGAGAAGUCGUCGUGCCAUCCAAACCUCUCCGACCUGCCUUCGCUGGAAACCCACGGCGACUUCAGCAGCAGCAGCAGCAGCAGCGGCGGCGGCUGCAGCGGCGCUCCGUUAUGUACCGAGCCGCUCAUUCCUACGACCCCCGGCGUGCCCAGCGAGGAGAUGGCCAAGAUUUCCUGCAGCCUAGAAACGAAAGAACUGUGGGACAAGUUCCAUGAACUCGGCACGGAAAUGAUCAUCACAAAAUCCGGAAGACGAAUGUUUCCGACAAUUCGUGUGUCAUUUUCCGGAGUGGAUCCGGACGCCAAAUAUAUCGUACUAAUGGACAUCGUUCCGGUGGACAAUAAGAGAUAUCGAUACGCCUAUCAUAGAUCCUCAUGGCUUGUGGCGGGAAAGGCAGAUCCACCUUUACCUGCUAGGUUGUACGUGCAUCCAGAUUCGCCGUUUACGGGAGAACAGUUAUUGAAACAAAUGGUUUCUUUCGAAAAAGUGAAGCUUACAAACAACGAACUGGACCAGCACGGACACAUCAUCCUGAACUCCAUGCACAAGUACCAACCCCGAGUUCAUAUCAUCAAGAAGAAAGAUCACACAGCGUCACUUCUUAAUCUAAAGUCUGAGGAGUUUCGUACAUUUGUCUUCACUGAGACAGUUUUCACUGCAGUCACUGCUUACCAGAACCAGCUGAUAACCAAACUGAAGAUUGACAGCAACCCUUUUGCCAAAGGCUUCAGAGACUCCUCCAGACUCACGGAUAUUGAGAGUAGGGAAAGUGUUGAGAGCUUGAUCCACAAGCACUCUUACGCCCGGUCGCCCAUUCGGACUUAUGCUGGUGAUGAGGAAACCUUGGGUGAAGAUGGCCACUCAGCACACAGUAGAGGUUCAGCAUUCACCGCAUCGGACAACCUCUCCCUCAGCUCCUGGGUCACCACCACAUCUGGCUUCUCCGGCUUUCAGCAUCCUCAGUCUCUGUCUGCCAUCGGAACCAGCACAGCGUCCCUGGCCAGUCCUCUUCCCCACCCCAUCCAGGGCUCUCUACCCCCUUACAGUCGUCUAGGCAUGCCUCUCACCCCAUCUGCCCUGGCCGGCUCCAUGCAGGGCAGCGGGCCGACCUUCCCCUCCUUCCACAUGCCACGCUACCACCACUAUUUCCAGCAAGGGCCCUACGCCGCCAUCCAGGGACUGCGCCAUUCUUCCACAGUCAUGACCCCGUUUGUAUGAUUCCUGCCACUUCAGGAAUGAUAAGAUUUCCCUAUCACCGGCAUGCGAAGACAUACGGCACCCAUACACAUGCUUACACGAAAGGAAGAACCACAUGUAAAUAACAUUGACUAACGACCCGGACGUGCUGCUUCGUGCAGUUGUGCUGGAGAAAAAGCGAACGGACACGGAUUCUUGUAAAACAGAACUUCAAGCAUGAGUUUUUAGUGUUGAUAAGAGACUCAGAGAUCCGUCUUCAUCUGCAGAUGUGUUAAUGCUACCUUUAAAGGGAUAGUUCAUCUUAAAAAAUGAAAAUUCUGACAUUAUUUAAUCACCCUCAUGUUCCAUGAGUGUUCCAAACCUGUAUGUGUUUCCUUCUUCAAAGGAACAUGAAAGAAGAUAUUUUGAAGAUUGAUACCCAAAUAGUCUGGUCUAUAUAAUGAAAAAAACUGAACUGAACUGAACUGAAACUGUUUUGGUUAUCAACAUUUUUCAAACUAUCUUCUUUUGUGUUCUAGAAGUAAAUAUCUUCUUUCGUGUACUAAAUUCAUCGAAAUUUCUUCGUUCGCGUUCUAGAAGUAAAUGGGAACUGAAAGUGUUUAGGCGCCAAGUUUCGUCAAAAUAUCUUUGUUUGUGUUCUAGAAGUGAACAGGAACCGAAAGAGUUUAGGUGCCAAAUGUCGUCAAAAUUAUCUUCUUUUGUGUUCUAAAAGUAAAUGGGAACCGAAGGUGUUUAAGCACCAAAUUUGGUCAAAAUAUCUUUGUUCAUGUCUUAGAAUUGAACGGGAACCCAAAGCAUUUAGGUGCCAAAAUUCAUCAAAAUAUCUUCUUUUGUGUUCUAGAAGUGAGAACUGAAAGUGUUUAGGCGCCAAAUUUCGUCACAGUAUCUUCUUUCGUGUUCAUCUUCUAUCAUGUUCUAGAAGUAAAUGGGAUCCGAAAGAGUUUAGGUCCCAAAUGUCGUCAAAAUAUCUUCUUUUGUGUUUUAAAAGUAAAUGGGAACCAAGAGUGUUUAGGCGUCAAAUUUCGUCACAAUGUCUUUUGUGUUCAUCUUCUUUCAUGUUCUUGGAGUGAAUAGGAACCGAAAGAGUUUAGGUGCCAAAUUUCGUCAAGAUAUCUUCUUUUGUGUUCUAAAAGUAAAUGGGAACCGAGAGGGUUUAGGCGGCAAAUUUUGUCAAAAUAUAUUCUUUUGUGUUUUGCAAGUGAAUGAGAGCCAACUAUCUUCAAAAUAUUUUCUAGGAUAGAAACUCAUACAGGUUUGGAAUGACAUAAGGGUGAAUAAAUGAUGACAGAAUUUUCAUUUUUGAGUGAACUAUCUCUUUAAUCAUUCAUCUCAUGCCUUUAUUGCCACCCAGAGCCAAAUGAGAGAGAACAUAACUCACUGAACGUAACACUGGACUACUGCUGUUUCUCAUUCACCAUUCUGAUCCAUCGCCUCAUAAUGAUAUGAUACAGUAUCUGUGGAGCUGCCAACCACUCAGCCCUUGUGUUCAAAAUGUCAACACUAGAGGGCGCUGUGCUGUUUGAAAACCGCAAUACUGGAUGGAAACAGUAUACAUGUGUACAUGCUGGACAAGCUGGUUUUAUCUUUCUGGUCAGAUACGUUUAUUUUCUGUAAAAUCUGUUUAAGGCAUUUCAUUUUGUUUUAUAUUUAAAGAGACAGUUCUUCAAGGAAACGGAAGUUCUGUCAUCAUUUACUCACCCUCAUUAGUCACAAAAAAGAUAUUUUGAAGAAUGUAGGUAACCAAACAGUUUCGGAUUCCAUUGAGUUCCAUUAUAUAUUUUUUUGUCAAUGGAAGUCAAUGGGAACUUAAACUGUUUAGUCGGCCUUCAGCGAGAAAAACUAAAUCACGACAGUGUGACGAGGGUGAACUGCAACUUAUAUGAACCUGUGGACACCGUGAGGCCAUUUCUACAUGUUGGAACCACAAAAAAUGGACAGGUUGCUGUUUUGUAGCUGGCUAAUAUUUCUUUCCAGCCCCAGAAACUGAUCUGUAGCCACUCUUGUCGACAGCCAGCUUACAGGAAGUCUACACCUGUAAAUAAUGGGCUAACUUUUAAAUAAUAGGCUCGUCUUCCUCAGGGGAAUGAGGGAAAUUGGGUGAUUUGUGGCUGAAGUGUUCCUAUUUGUAUAGUCACAUCGACAACAAUUCAUCAGCAUCCUGUAACCAAAUCACAGAGAAACAGCGCUUGCUGUAAUAGCCAGAUGAAGACUGGAGUGUGUGUGUGAGAGUGUGUGUGAGGAAGUUAAUGAUUCUGCCUUUUUUAUGCAUCCUUCAAAUCUGAACAGAACAGACAAGCAUAAAUACACAAACAGAGCCACACAAAAUAUUCAGUCAGUCUGUGCAUUUCCAUGGUUCAGAUUGAAUGUGAUGUCUGAGGUAAAGCUGAUAAAAAAUGUGCCCACCAUUUCAAGCCUUUGAUUUAUGAACAGUCUAGUAUGUAUGUUGCAAUAUAUUAGCAAAUGUUUUUUCUUUAUGCCUUUUUUGUUUGUUUGUUUGUUUGUGUGUAUUUCUAAGUCAGCUGUAUCCUACUCAUAAAGAGACGUCUGACGGUUUUUGUUUUGAUGCCUUUUUUAAGUGCAAUAUAUUUAUUUCAGCUAUGAAAAAAAGAUAUGGCUAAUGUAAUAUUUGAAGCAAUGAUAGAUGUUAUUUGUAAACAAAAUGAAAUAUAUAUCACCCCAAAAUAAUGUUGUGAGAGUGUGAUUUUUACAUUUGCAUUGUUGUUAUAUGCUGCCAUCACAACUGUUGCAUUAAAUAACUACAAUACAUACAAUACACUAUUAAAAAUAAAGGCUCCAAUUUGGUGUCUUUUAUGGUUCCGUGAAGAACCUGUAACAUCAACUGAACCUUUCCAUUCCACAAAAGGUUAUUUAAAACCAUUAAAAAUAAAUAAAUAAAUAAUUAAAAAUAUCUAUCUAUCUAUAUAUAUAUGUACUAUAAACAUUAAAGUAUAAAAAUAUAUCUAUAUAUUUAAUACAAAAACUAAAAACAACUUUUCUUUUUUUGUCUUUGUCUUUUUCUUUUUUUGUUAAAUAUACUUUUUCGAGUAUUUAAAGGACCCGAUGGGCAGCCAUCAACACUGCAUGUGCAAUUAUUCAACACUCUUUAUACUCAACAGAUUGUUUUAAUGUUAACUGUUCUUCUGAAAUACCUGAAAUUCUCUUUUCAGGGAGCAGACUGUGUAUAUUUUAUAGAGAGAGAACUAUUUCUAUGUCUAUGCAUGUAUGUAUUGAUUUAUAAAAUCAAUAUGAAUUGA